CUAAACCCUUCUCUCGGCUCUGAACAUUAUUUUCGUUUCUCUUCUUCACUACUAAACCCAUACAAUCUUGAUCAUGGAAAGUAGCAUCCAUGGCGAUAGAUUAGUAGGAUGGGAGAUUCAUGGGUUCCUUACUAUGAAAGAUUUGGAUAUACAGAAGUUAUUGGAGGAUGCCAACGAAAGGUGGUUCCGGCCUAACGAAGUUCAUGCAAUAUUGUCUAACUACAAGUAUUUUGGAAUUCACCAUAAACCGGUAAACCUGCCAAAAGGGGGAACUAUUGUGUUGUAUGAUCGUAAAAAGCUAAGAGCCUUUCGCAAGGAUGGGUAUAAUUGGAGGAAGAAGAAAGAUGGGAAAACAGUUCAAGAAGGUCAUGAACACUUAAAGGUUGGCCGCGAGGAGAGGAUUCACGUGUACUAUGUCCAUGGCUUGGAUAAUCCUAAUUUGGCUCGUAGGUGCUACUGGUUACUCGAUAAGAAACAAGAAGACAUUGUCUUUGUUCAUUACCGUGAGUUAGAGCAGGUGCAAAGUUCUCCAAGUACACCUCAUAAUUCAAAUUCUAAUUCAGCUCACUGCUCGAAUGCAUCUGUCCCCAAGGUUUUAGCUGACGAAAAAAGCUGCUGGGAAAGUCCUGCAUCUAACUCAAAUGGUGUCUCCUAUGAGCAGCAGAAUCAGUACAAUGUUAGAAACUCCAAAAGUGAUACAAGUGAUUACUCUCAAGCAAGGAAUAUAACCGUUCAAACCAAUGAUUUUCAAAGUGCAACAGGAGAUGAAUCGUCAUCCAUGCUCAUCAAAGAGAUUCUGCAAAAUGAAGAGAGCUUUGAAGUAUUUCUGGACUCUUUUAUGGCUGAUGCCUCAGACCUAUCAGAUUUACCAGAUGAUUCUUCAUUAUUAACUAGUCACAAUGAAUCAGGUACAUCGAUGAUAGUGAAUCACCAGUUGCAAACUAUCAAACCAUUAUUCACUAUAACGGACAUCUCUCCUUCAUGGGCUUAUUCAACGGAACAGACAAAGAUUAUAGCAAUUGGAUACUUUCAUGGAGCAUAUUUACAUAUUGAUGAUACAAGAAUGUUUUGUGUCUUUGGAGAUGUAUGUUCUCCUGCUGAGAAGAUAGCAAUGGGGGUAUUCCGUUGUACAUCAUUUCCUCGCUACCCUGGAUUUGUGAAUUUUUAUUUGAGCCUCGAUGGUUAUACACCCAUUAGUCAAGUACUGAGUUUUGAGUAUCGCUUUCCUCCAGUAGAAAGGAUGGCUUUACUAAAUGAGCAUCCUAAGCAGGAGGAGUUUCAACUUCAGCUAAGGCUUCUUCGCUUGCUCUUCUCUUCAAGUAACAUCCUUCGCGUGCUAUCAAGAAAAUCAACAUCAGCUUAUUUAGAAACCAAGUUGCUCCCAUCCGUAAGUUCUAGCAUCGACAAAGACUGGGAAUUCCUGAACGAAUCAAUUCAGCAUAACAAAAUCUCUAUGUCACAAAGUACAAAUAUGUUAACGGAAUUCACUUUGAAGAGCAAGCUAAAGGAAUGGAUUUUAGAGAGAGUGGUUGAAGGGCGUAAAACAAGUGCUCGCGAUCAUCAUGGUCUAGGAAUUAUCCAUCUUUGCACUCUUUUGGAUUACAAGUGGGCUGUUCAACUCUAUUCACGCUCAGGACUUUCAUUAGAUUUUCGAGAUGCAUUUGGCUGGACUGCCCUACAUUGGGCCGCAUUCUAUGGGAGGAAAGAAAUGGUUGCGGUUUUGUUAUCUGAAGGGGCGGAUCCAAGUCUAGUUACUGACCCCACUUCACAAUUCCCUGGAGGAUGCACGGCUGCUGACAUUGCAUCCAGAAAUGGCCACGAGGGUAUAGCUGCGUAUCUUGCAAAACAGGGACUGAUAACACAAUUUAUGCUCAUGUCCGUCUCUGAAAAUAAAAGUGGCCCCCUUCAAACGCAAAAAUCUUAUUCAGUGGACCCUGGAAACCUUAGCGAAGAGCAGUUGUGUCAGAAGGAUGCGUUUGAUGCAUACGAGAUAUCUACUGAUGUAGCAUCACGUAUACAGGAAGCUUUCUGGAAGGUCCUUGUGAGCAAAACAAAUAGAAUGACAAUUCAAGACACUGACGAAGAUUAUGUGACUAAUGCCGACCUAGCUUCUUUAAGUUUACAUUCCCCAGAAGCAAUUCGCCAUACACAGAUGUUCGCUGAAGCAUGUUAUACAAUGGCUGCAAUGAAGAUUCAACAUGCUUUUCGCAUCUAUAUGAUACGGAAGAGGAUGAAAGCUGCAUCAAGAAUCCAACACCAGUUUCUUACUUGGAGGAUCCGAAAGGAUUUUCUCAACAAGCGUUUGCAAGUGGUCAAACUUCAGGCUAAUUUCCGAGGUCACCGAGCACGGAAUCAAGUAAACAGAAUUGUUUGGGCUGUUGGAGUGCUUGAAAAGGCGAUUCUAAGGUGGCGUCAGAAAGGAAAAGGGCUUCGAGGACUUAUUCUACCCCAAUCAACUGAAAAGGUUAGAGUACAAGAGGGGAUUCAGGCAGAGUAUGGCCUUCACGAGGACUUCUUUUUAGACAGCCGUAAGCAGACUGAAGAACGUCUCUCGAGAGCGGUUAUAUGCGUCCAGUCUAUGUUUAGAUCGAAACGAGCUCGAGAAGAGUAUCGGAUGAUGAAAUUGACCCAUGAUCGAGAAAAGUUGGAGCGUCGGCAAAUGCAAUAGGUGAAUGUACAUAAGAUUUGCAGCUCAGUUUAGUUUUACCAAUUUUGAUAGUGAAAUUGCAGUAAGCAAUUGGUAUAUACCAUUUUUUAUAAUCCACAGGCAUGUAAAAGUCUUUCCAAGACUGGUGAUAUUUCAAGCGACUUUCUAAUUAAGGAUUCCAUUUUAAAAA
Papaver somniferum (opium poppy) is the source of this 2837-nucleotide messenger RNA. RefSeq names its product calmodulin-binding transcription activator 5-like. NCBI's taxonomy places the organism in Eukaryota, Viridiplantae, Streptophyta, Magnoliopsida, Ranunculales, Papaveraceae. The transcript has 10 exons. The record is from RefSeq and is a predicted model, not a curated record. Bases 74 to 2668 code for a protein of 864 amino acids. Gene Ontology annotation, biological process: regulation of transcription by RNA polymerase II. Gene Ontology annotation, molecular function: transcription coregulator activity; double-stranded DNA binding; protein binding. Gene Ontology annotation, cellular component: nucleus.